This is a messenger RNA of Athene cunicularia (burrowing owl), 749 nucleotides long. RefSeq names its product phospholipase A2-like. The record is from RefSeq and is a predicted model, not a curated record. The transcript has 4 exons. The coding region runs from base 1 to 483 and encodes 160 amino acids. Lineage: Eukaryota; Metazoa; Chordata; Aves; Strigiformes; Strigidae. Gene Ontology annotation, biological process: arachidonate secretion; lipid catabolic process; phospholipid metabolic process. Gene Ontology annotation, molecular function: phospholipid binding; calcium ion binding.
AUGGGCUCCCACCUGCUGCUGCUGCUGCUGCUGCUGCUCCAGGCAGUUUGGAAGGGUGCUCCAGGAAAAUCCCAUUCACUGCACACCCGAGGAAUCGUUGAAUUGGCAGGAGCCAUAUCGUGUGGCACAGGACGGUCUCCAUUGGCAUAUAUUGGCUAUGGAUGCUACUGCGGGCUGGGAGGACAAGGCUGGCCUAAAGAUAAAACAGACUGGUGCUGCCACAGGCACGACUGCUGCUAUGACAAGGCAGAGAAGGCAGGCUGCAGCCCCAAGGUGCAGCGGUACCAGUGGGCAUGUGAGCAGAAUGCCGUGCGGUGUGAUAACCUGACAGACCAGUGUGAAAAAAUGGUGUGCCUGUGUGACCAAGAAGCAGCCAAGUGUUGGGGAGCAGCCCCAUACAACCCACACUUCAUCCUUUGGCCAGACUUUUUAUGUGGACAGACUCAUCCCACCUGCCAUUUCAGAUAUGGGGGAGCAGAAUAGUCUUUUUAGGACCUUUCUUCCAACCCUUUGAAUCUGAAGGUGCUGGAAUAAAAUUUUACCUGUUUUACCAGAGCUAUCAACGGUGUGAGAGAAUUUCUAUCAGGCCAGUGUUUAUGGGGAAGAGAGACAGGGUAACACAAUGCUGAAGUAAGGAUAAGAUCCUGCUCUGACUGUGGCCUUUGCAGAAACAGAGGGUUUGGUCUGCAGUGCAGUGGGAACACAUCACACAUCACCAAAUGGCUUUUUUGUCCUUCACAUUGCCUGAC